GUGCUGCCAUGGAGGACUUCUCCACCCGGACUUACGGCACCAGCGGCCUGGACAACCGGCCUCUGUUCGGAGAGACGUCGGCUCGGGAUCGGAUCGUCAACGUGGCCGUGGGCGGCUUUACGUUCGUGGUGGUUCUGGUGACUGUGAUCGGAUCGUUUGUGUUCUCGAUGCCUCCGCGGCCGCUCAACGUCUUCUUUGCCGUCUGCAUCCUGUUAGCGUGUGGAUCUACAAUAGUGCUGAUCUUCUGGUACAGGCAAGGAGACCUGGAGCCCAAAUUCAGGAAGCUGAUCUACUACAUGCUGGCCACCAUCGUGCUGCUGUGUAUCUGUGCCAACCUGUACUUCUUCGACGUCAGGUAAAGACGGAGGAGGACGACGUUCGGCGAAGGAACAACGCGACCAAAAACUUUAACCUGCAGACGACGCUGGGACCGAAACUGAAAGAGAGCAACUGUUUCUAGGGGGAGGAAUUAUGCAAGCGCGCCCUAAAAUCAGCCUGCGGUUGAAAUUGAAGAUAAAUGGACUUGUUUACGUGCAAAUAAACAUUCACCUUGAAGGAUCUAAAAGGAUCAGUUGAUCCACUUCAAGGCAAAUUUCUUUAAAGUAGACAAUUAAAUAAACUUUUAGAUGAAGGAAGAUGAAAGAACAUCAAAGGCUAGAGGAGGAGUGAACAUCAAAGGCUAGAGGAGGAGUGAACAUCAAAGGCUAGAGGAGGAGUGAACAUCAAAGGCUAGAGGAGGAGUGAACAUCAAAGGCUAGAGGAGGAGUGAACAUCAAAGGCUAGAGGAGGAGCAGAGAAAAGGAGAAAAUCAGCGUUCUGAAGCAGAAAAAUCCAACAAAUGUUUUUCUUCCAGUUUCUGCUUCAAAACAUUCCUGUGUUGAAUUAGUUUCCUGCUUUUCCUUGUCGGAGUAGCUUUCACUGCCUGAUACGCACUUAAAGCUAUAAACAAAGAAUUAUUAUUAUUAAAAUGAUUUUAUACACAGAAACCUGCCGCUGAAUUAAACAUUGCACUAUUGAUCCUGACAUUUAU
This is a messenger RNA of Nematolebias whitei (Rio pearlfish), 1030 nucleotides long. RefSeq names its product transmembrane protein 243, mitochondrial b (gene tmem243b). The coding region runs from base 9 to 359 and encodes 116 amino acids. The record is from RefSeq and is a predicted model, not a curated record. The transcript is spliced from 4 exons. NCBI's taxonomy places the organism in Eukaryota, Metazoa, Chordata, Actinopteri, Cyprinodontiformes, Rivulidae.